CUCUCUGAUUUUUCUCCCGUUCUUCGCCGAAACAAGUCGUCGCUCGCUCUCUCGCGCGGAUCGCCAUCGAUGGAUCGGCUCCAACUUCUCCUCGUAGGUUUUCCCAUCCUCCUCUUCUUCUCCGACGUCGUCAAUCUCUUCUCCGCCCCGCCUCCACCGCCUCCUCCCAAACACUCCUCGCGCCUCCACCACCACCACCAUCAACACCCGCCUCACGUCCAUACCCAGAUCCCCGAUUUCCCCACCAACUCGCAGACUCCCCUGAUCGGCGGGCUUGGUUAUGGCACUAGGGUUGACCUGAAGUUCUGUGUUUCCUGUUCUUACAAGGGUACUGCAAUGACAAUGAAGAAAAUGCUGGAAACCUUUUUUCCUGGGAUUGACGUAGUAUUAUCUAAUUACCCACCAGCUUUCCCAAAGCGCGUGCUGAGCAAAGUUGUUCCUGUUCUUCAAAUAGGAGUUGUUGCAGUUAUAGCAGCAGGUGAUCAGAUAUUCCCUAGAUUAGGCAUGGUUCCACCACCAUGGUACUAUACUUUGCGUGCCAAUAGAUUUGGCUCCAUGGCGUCAGCAUGGCUACUUGGCAAUUUCUUGCAAUCCUCUCUGCAGAGUUCUGGUGCAUUUGAAGUUUAUUGUGAUGGUGCAUUGGUCUUCUCGAAACUGCAAGAGCAGAGAUUCCCCAGCGAGUAUGAGCUGAAGGACUUAAUUGAAAAGAGACUACCUGGUUCUUCAUUUGGAAGCAACCCCGGAAGAGUUGUAUUGUAAUGAUUCUUGCAUACAAUAACCGCCUGAUCGAGAAGGGCCAAAACUCACUAAUGUGGAUGUAACAUAAAUUCUCGACUUCAGAGAUUUAUCACGCUACUGCAUAAUGUUAGUUUCUUACACUUGUUUCUAUUCUGGAAUAAUUGUUUA
Messenger RNA from Zingiber officinale, 906 nucleotides. RefSeq names its product selT-like protein. The coding region runs from base 70 to 759 and encodes 229 amino acids. NCBI's taxonomy places the organism in Eukaryota, Viridiplantae, Streptophyta, Magnoliopsida, Zingiberales, Zingiberaceae. The record is from RefSeq and is a predicted model, not a curated record. Gene Ontology annotation, cellular component: endoplasmic reticulum membrane. Gene Ontology annotation, molecular function: thioredoxin-disulfide reductase (NADPH) activity. Gene Ontology annotation, biological process: cell redox homeostasis. The transcript has 4 exons.